Molecule: messenger RNA, 1170 nt
Organism: Callorhinchus milii (elephant shark)
Lineage: Eukaryota; Metazoa; Chordata; Chondrichthyes; Chimaeriformes; Callorhinchidae
Gene: yipf6
Product: Yip1 domain family, member 6
Exons: 7
Coding region: 25-720 (231 amino acids)
Biological process (GO): endoplasmic reticulum to Golgi vesicle-mediated transport
Cellular component (GO): membrane; trans-Golgi network
Source: RefSeq, a predicted model, not a curated record
CGACACCACGUCAGCGGGGCCAAGAUGGCGGCGGAGCGGGAGCCGGCGUUUGCAGGCUUGGCUGACGUCUCCAUAUCUGACGAUGUCCCUGUGGAGGGGCAGAUCACUGUUCCUCUCAGUUCGCAGUCACAGGACGACGAUUACUCCACCCUGGACGAGCCUGUCAAGGACACCAUUAUGCGAGACCUGAAGGCCGUCGGGAAGAAGUUUGUGUACGUUAUGUACCCACGAAAGAGCAGCUCCCUCCUGAGAGACUGGGAUCUGUGGGGCCCUCUCAUACUCUGUGUUUUAUUAGCAAUGAUGAUGCAGGGCAGUAACAUUGACAGUAAGCACGAUGGGGGGCCACAGUUUGCCGAGGUCUUUGUCAUCGUCUGGUUCGGUGCUGUUGUCAUCACCCUCAACUCCAAGCUGCUGGGGGGCACCAUCUCCUUCUUCCAGAGCCUGUGUGUGCUGGGUUACUGCGUGUUGCCGCUCACUGUAGCCAUGAUCAUCUGCUCACUGAUCCGCCUGGCUCCGCACUCCAGCACCUCCCAGAUCCCCAUGGCGGUGGUUAUAAUCCGCUUCAUUAUUGUGCUCGCCGCCUUCGGCUGGUCAACGUUUGCCUCCACAGCAUUCCUGGCCGACAUGCAGCCUCCACACCGCAAGGCCCUCGCUGUCUACCCCAUAUUCCUCUUCUACUUUGUCAUCAGCUGGAUGAUCAUCUCCAACACGUCUGCCUGAGAGACCCUCCCCAAGAAAGAGAGAGAGAGAGAGACGGGGAAGGGAACCCUCUCAGCUCUCGGACAUAAACCUAGGAGAUUCCCAUUGCAGAGCGGCAGGCGGGGGUGGGGUGGGGCGGGGGAGCUGAGAGCCACUCGUCUGUGCUGUGUAUAUUAUUGAUGUACAAUUCUCAGAGCCAGCACAAGAGGUGUCCUCGCGGGGGACAGACUGUGGAGAAAGCUGGAGGCUUUUGUAGAAGCUCCGCAGCCUCAGACUCUCGCAGUGAGUGGCUCUCUCUCUGCUCGGCCUUUCUCUUUCUGAAUUUUGUGUUUUAAGAAAAUUAUUUAUUUUAUCAGGGAAGCGGGGUUGGACUGACGAAAGUUUAGGACCAAAUUUACUUUGAUUUAUUUUGAUUAUUUCUCUCUUCACUGUUAUUCUCUCACCCCCAACACUGAUUCAUGGACCUUUUAA